GAGCAGCCGCGGGGCGGGGCCGCGCAGGCGCCAUGGACGCGGCGCGACGCAGGCGACUGUGAGUGCCCUGCGGCUCCUUGCGGGAGCGAUAGGGCUGUAGGCCGGCCCCGCGCUGCUUCCGGGCGUCUCCUGCUCGCCGGUACUGAGUCCGCGCCGGCGUGGUCUGUUGAGUUCCGAGCACCAGGGGUCGGUGCGGCUGCUCUUGGCUUUUGGGACGAGACGGAGGAGCUGGGUGUCGGCCUCGCGGGACGAUCCCCCGCUGACGUCGGGCAGCGUUGCGGGGAGGGAGGGCGCGCGGAGGCUUGCGGGGACCACCAGCGCUCCCGGACCCGCUCAGCGGUCCCUGCUUACAGGCGCCGCCCCGAGGAGCCUUGGCGGAGACCUAGCACGCCCCGAUGGCAUCCCAUGCAGAGUGCCGUCCUCUGGGAGUGUUUGAGUGUGAACUCUGUGCCUUGACAGCUCCCUAUAGCUACGUGGGGCGGAAGCCCCCCAACACCCAGUCGAUGCCUCCUGGAGGAAAGCUAUGUUAUGAAGGAUCCCUUCACCUCCGAGAAGGGCCGGUUCCUGGUCCUUGGCUCGCAUUGCAGUUUGUGCGGCAGACUGGUGUGUGUGGGCCCGGUGGGAGUGCAGUUUAUUCUACUCCAAGAGAUUCUGCCUCCCUUGUGUCCGGGAGAAUAUCAGUGCUUUUCCUCAGGAAAUUCGGCAAGACUUGGAGAAAAGGAAAGCUCUGUCCAAGAGGCCCCCUAGCCAGCCUGCUUCUCGGACGUGAGUGCAGCUGGGGCCGCGUCACUGGGGAGCACCCUGCACAAAGCUCCUGGGCCAGCCUGCGCCGGGGAUGCUGCCGAGCUGGAAGCCGCACGCCUGGCCUUGUGUUUUCACCACUGGGAGCAGCACUGCAGCCCAGAGGAGCUGCAGUCCAGCUUGGAGCGGCCACAGGCACAGGGAGUUGUGCCGAGAAGGUAGCCAAAAGGCAGGUGCCAGACCAGACACAGCCAGGAACCCGGCCAGGCAGCCCCACGCACCCCUCAGCACUGAGGCCUGAGUGAGUGCUGCUCAGAUGCGACUGUGAGGGACGACCUCCUUCAGCGGGGCAGCUCCUAAGAGGCCACCUGCAGGUGCAUGUGCAGGAAGAUGCCACGCCGUGUUGGGGCCAGGGCGCACUGUAGGUGGCUGUGAUGGUCUCUGUAAGGAAAAUCACUGACAGCAGCUGCCUCUGGAGCCAGCCUGGGAGGUCUAGAGGGUGACAGAAUUUUCCUUCAUAUCCUUAUGUGAUGCUUGUGAAAUGUUUUCAACCUUGACCAUGUAUUACAUUUAUAAUAAAAACCCAGCUAAUGUUUGGAAAAGGAAUCUUCUGCUGAAACAUCUGGAUACCCGACAUUCUCCCUGGGUACUCUGGGCCUGGCAAUGGCCGGGGUCUCCUGGGAAGGUGAGUGCUGGCUUCCAGCCUCUCCAGUUCCCUCAGGCUCUGGCUUCAGCUCAGGGCCCUCCAUUCUGUCUCCCACAGUCCCAAGUCAGGAAUGCUGUGAACUUCCUGUCCUCACGUCGCACCUCAAGACCAUCACGCUGCCUGCCUGCCUCCUGCCAUCUCGAACACAGUCCUGGGUGCCUGCAAAGCCCAGCCCACUGCCUACCUGGAGCUCCUGCAGCACCCACUCCUCCAGACUCCCCAUCUCCCUGGAGCUUCCAGGGUGGCAGUUGGCGGGACACUGAUCUGUGCGCUCUGGAAUGUCUGCUUCGAGUUCUGAGAGGCAGGAGCUGCUCUGUCGUAACUACUCCAGGCCAACUGUCAGGUGAUGAAGGGAUAAAUAAAGAGUUUUUGCUGA
Messenger RNA from Callithrix jacchus (white-tufted-ear marmoset), 1823 nucleotides. NCBI's taxonomy places the organism in Eukaryota, Metazoa, Chordata, Mammalia, Primates, Cebidae. The record is from RefSeq and is a predicted model, not a curated record.